Astyanax mexicanus (Mexican tetra) is the source of this 1570-nucleotide messenger RNA. It is a transcript of the gene nsmce4a, whose product is annotated as NSE4 homolog A, SMC5-SMC6 complex component. The coding region runs from base 321 to 1385 and encodes 354 amino acids. Lineage: Eukaryota; Metazoa; Chordata; Actinopteri; Characiformes; Acestrorhamphidae. Gene Ontology annotation, biological process: DNA repair. The record is from RefSeq and is a predicted model, not a curated record. Gene Ontology annotation, cellular component: nucleus; Smc5-Smc6 complex. The transcript has 11 exons.
CGAAACCGACUUCCGUGUUUAUUUUACCGCGAAGACACAACUAGCUCAGUGCUUAGAGCUGGAUUCUGGAAGCAGCCUCACUUUAUAGCUGUUUAUUAACUAUAAUCUUAAAAAGUAGAUGGAUUUAAUGUUAGCGAUAUGUGUUUCCAGAUGUGUUUAGUGGUGUCUGAGUCACUAGUGAAGCGCUAGUGUUAACUAGCCGCGCGGGAGCUGCAGAAUCUCUGCGGCACCAGUUCAGCUCACUAAUAACAGCAGCAGCGGGCAACUGAAGAAUCUGACCACCGUUAUUACAUACAGAACCGCUACCGCUCUGUCGGGAGAUGUCUGAGUCAAGGCGGAGAGUGAGCAGAGGAAGUCAGGAGGAGUCUGCUGCACAUACCAAUGGAGUAGGAGGACGCAGCAGGUCCGAGAGAGCAGCAGACACGGGUGAUGAGGAUGAGGGUGCUGGUCCAUCAGGGAUCCAUGAGGAAGAUGAUGACCCGGCCCGUCGGAGGGAGAUCAGAAGCCAGUACAGGGACCUCAUCAACUCUGUCCAGCAAAAUCGUGAGGACAUGUUGAACCCUGCCAACAAUAAGCUGAUUGAUGUGUUAGAAGAAGCCAACAAACUGUUUGCUAAUGUCAGGCAAGCUCGAGAAGCUGCUUUGGAUGCUCAGCUGCUGGUUCUUGCCACAGACCUGGGAAGGGAAAAAGCCAGCCAGCUCCAUGCAGAGGGAUCGUCUUUUGACCCUUCUGCAUUUGCAGAGCAUUUGUUGUCCUUCAUGGGUCUUAAUCGCUUGGAAGAAGAGGAGGAUGAUCAAGAAGGCUUAGAUGGAUAUUUGCCUCCAGAUGCCUGGCAGAAACUUUCCAAAAGGGCAGAACAUUGUUUUAAAACAGCGCCGUCAUUCCAUUACUUGUUGGGGUCAUUUCUGGCUGAACCUCCACCACCACGACAGCGUGUUGAACGACAAAGGAAAGCUCCCAGCAAGGAAGCAAAACGAAUGAUGCCUACUCAGCUUAAGAAAAUGGAAGAAUCCCACCAGGAAGCCACAGAGAAAGAGGUGGAAAGGAUUCUGGGGUGUCUUCGAAGUUACUACGCUGAUGACCCCGAGUCCCCCAUUUCAUAUUAUGAGUUUGUUGUGGAUCCUGCCUCCUUCUCCCGGACAGUAGAGAACAUUUUCCACACAUCAUUUCUUAUCAGGGAUGGCCUGGCAAGGAUCUAUCUGGAUAGUGAAAAGCUUCCGUGCAUAGCUCCUGUUGAAGAUGGUGAGAUAGAGCCUAGUGGAAAUGCCACCCGUCACCAGUGUGUCAUUUCAAUAAGCCCAUCCACCUGGAAAGAGAUCAUUGAGGCCUUUGAAAUCAAACAGGCCUUGAUACCCACGGUACAGAUGUUGACACAAGAAGGCUGAUGAGAUGAAAACCAAAUGUCCACAAUGUUCAGUUUUAAUAAGUUCACUUUUAAGUAAAGGAUUUUAUUUUUGUGAAUGUUUGAUUUGAUACAGUAAAAUGCAUGAUUGGAAUACCUUUAUUGUAAUAUGAGUAUGUUGCAAUAAUGGCAUUGUAAAAUAAAGUUUAUAUAAUCUUAAAAAAAAAA